AUGAGCUUUUUGGCAAUUGUGACCAGAGCUCGUGUGAGAUGUCCAGGGCGAUGUCCAGGGCGAUGGCCUCAUACCAUAAGACCAAGGAGGCUUGGUCUCAGGGCCAUAUCCACUCCACCAACUUCUUCUGAGACUGCAAUAGACGAUGUUCGAAACAUCGGGAUCAUUGCCCAUGUCGAUGCGGGCAAAACAACAACCACAGAGGCUAUGCUUUACAACAGCGGUGCCACUCGACAUCUCGGAAAUGUGGACCACGGGGAUACUGUCACCGACUUUCUCCCUAUGGAGAGGCAAAGAGGCAUUACAAUUCAAUCAGCAGCCAUUACGUUUAAGUGGCCUAAAAAGGAGCGUUUGAGGGCGGGUGGCAAGGAGCACAUCGUCAAUCUCAUUGACACGCCAGGCCAUCAAGAUUUCAGAUUCGAAGUAGAGCGCUGCUUGCCAGUCCUGGAUGGUGCUGUAUGCGUCAUUGAUGGCGUUGAAGGAGUCGAGGCACACACGGAGAGGGUUUGGUCUUCUGCUCAGGAGUUCAAGGUGCCUCGGAUAGUCCUGGUGAAUAAACUCGACCGUGAGGGUGCUUCGUUCAAGAAGUCUGUGCAAGAUAUUGGUCUGAAGCUCAACGGCAUGCCUUUAGUAUGCCAGAUUCCCUGGUGGGAGAACGAUACCGUCAAGGGUAUCGUGGAUGUCAUAUCCCGCUCUGUGGUGAGUUGGGCAGGUGCUGGCAAAGACAAUCUUGAAGAGCUAGCCAAGAAGACACCUCCCUUUCUAGAAGAGAUUGAACGCGCGCGUGAGAAGCUUAUCGAGAAGCUCUGCGAAUAUGACGACGUACUUCUAGAGCUCUGGACCGAGCGCGGUGGAGAUAUCCCAAGCGAGGAUAUCAAACACAGCAUUCGUCGCAGCAUUAACAACGGCGAGGCCUCCCUCGUUCCCGUCUUUGCAGGUUCGAGCCUGAAGAACAUCGGUGUAGCGUCACUACUCGAUGCUGUCAAUGAUUACCUACCGAGUCCACGAGACCGACCAGAGCUGCAAGUCCGCGUUGGUCAAGAGACGCAUCCUUUCUCUCGCGUACUGGAGCUUUCACGCACCCAAAAGGUACCAGUAAAGCAACGGUCGACAAUUGAAGCCCUAGCCUCCGUGUUCAAAGUCGUCAAUGACCCCAAGCGAGGCAUGUUGACAUUCGUGAGGGUGUACCAUGGCAUGCUUAAGAAGAACACCCCAAUGUGGAACGCUAAUCUUCAAGAUUUUGAGAAGCCCCUCAACAUCAUGCAAAUAUCGGCAAAGGAUCAUAUCGAGGUUCCUCAGCUCUUAGCUGGGCAGAUCGGUGCUCUCACUGGCCUGAAAAAGGCCCGCACUGGAGACACUAUGCUGAUAUAUACUGGGAACAAAACCCCCAAUCCACCAUUUCAUAACGUCAAGGUUCGACCGCCAGAGAUCCCUCCCGCUGUGGCAUUCAUCGUUCUGGAACCAUAUACAAGCACUGGUGCGAAAGCGCUAGAGGCCGCGUUGGAGAAUCUUGCUCGGGAGGAUCCAAGUCUCAGGUGGUCGUUGAAUGAGAACUCAGAGCAGUAUACACUGUCUGGGAUGGGCAAGCUUCACCUGGAAGUUGCAAGAGACCGUCUGGAGAAACAUUACAAGCUCGAAGCCCACUGGGGUAGCAUCGAAGUGGAUUAUAAAGAGUGUGUAACACAACCUACAGAGACUCACCGGGUCGUAUUCGACAAAACUAUUGGCGGCAAAGCCGGUGCUGCCGCCUGCAGUGUUUCCGUCCAACCGCUGGAGUUGAACGAAAAUGGGAGUGUGGCAGAUUCUGACUUUGAGAGAGACGGCAAUAUCAUAAGGGUUUUGUUUCCCGACAACUCCUUUGCCGACAAUGAGGAUAUUAGGCUGCACCUGAUGAAUGGGGCAGUAUCAGCACUCGCACGAGGCCCACGACGGACCUCUCCCUUGCACCGAUGUCUCGUCACGGUUACCUUUGAUGCUUCGACUGACUAUUUCGGCCCAACGCCCGCAGGCCAUUACGCUAGUGCCGCCAAUCAAGCCGUCAGGACGGCUUUGAGAGAAGCACACAAAAACGGAUCAAUCGGGAUCCUUGAACCUGUGAUGAGGGUUGUGAUUACUUGCCCUGAGUCUUCUGCGGGGUCAGUCCAGCAUGACCUUCAUUCUUCUCGUGGUGGCCAUGUCCUCGAGGUGAUGGAUAUGCAAGAAACGGCGGCCAGAGAAGGCAGUCAAAUAGACGUAUCUGACAUUUAUGCGCCUCCAGAUCCUUACGAAUUUCAAACAACUCUUCGUGAGACCCGGAAGGGCAGUUUGCGGAUGCUCGAAAUCAUCGCGCAGGUACCUCUAGCUGAGAUGCUCGACUACGAUCAGCAUCUGCGGAGCAUGACCGCAGGAAGACACGCCUUGGUUAUGUCCCUGGACACAUUUGAACAAGUCACGGGGUCCAGAGAGAAGCAUCUUUGA
This is a messenger RNA of Pseudomassariella vexata, 2457 nucleotides long. Its product is annotated as P-loop containing nucleoside triphosphate hydrolase protein. The transcript has 3 exons. Gene Ontology annotation, biological process: ribosome disassembly; mitochondrial translation. The record is from RefSeq and is a predicted model, not a curated record. Lineage: Eukaryota; Fungi; Ascomycota; Sordariomycetes; Amphisphaeriales; Pseudomassariaceae. The coding region runs from base 1 to 2457 and encodes 818 amino acids. Gene Ontology annotation, cellular component: mitochondrion. Gene Ontology annotation, molecular function: GTPase activity; GTP binding.